Molecule: messenger RNA, 5596 nt
Organism: Gekko japonicus
Lineage: Eukaryota; Metazoa; Chordata; Lepidosauria; Squamata; Gekkonidae
Gene: BCL9
Product: B-cell CLL/lymphoma 9
Exons: 10
Biological process (GO): canonical Wnt signaling pathway; positive regulation of transcription by RNA polymerase II
Cellular component (GO): beta-catenin-TCF complex
Molecular function (GO): transcription coactivator activity; beta-catenin binding
Source: RefSeq, a predicted model, not a curated record
GUCCAUCAGAUGAACAAAGAUCAGCAGAACUGAUGCUGUAAUUUUUUGUAAAGUUCUGAUCAUGGUGAACUUUAUUUGUAUGCAAAGGACUUCUGAAAGAGUCUCCUUCAGGAUGAGCAGCAUCAUGUUGUGACAGUGAAGUUCUGUGUGCCCUGGAGAUGCGAGACUUCCUCACAGCAGCAGGAGUCACACAUUUGGAGAAUGCUGGAGCUGCAAGACGGAAAGGCCCAGUGCAACAACGGAGAGAAGAAAAGAGGAAAAAGACAAGCAUAUCGACAGCACUGAGGAAAGCACGGGACAGAAAGUGCUUCAAAACUGCCAGCAGCAAUAGCAGGCAUCCUAGAGGAACUUGACAGGAGCCAAUCAGUGUGUGUGGCUGUGUGCUUAGGAUUUCUGUCAAUGCAUUCCAGUAACCCCAAACUGAGAAAUUCCCCAUCAGGAAAUGCCCAGAAUAGUCCCAAAUCAAAGCAGGAGGUGAUGGUACGUCCUCCUACAGUGAUGUCCCCAUCUGGUAACCCCCAGCUGGACUCUAAAUUCUCCAACCAGGGCAAACAGGGGGGCUCAACAGGCCAAUCCCAGCCCUCUCCCUGUGACCCCAAGAGUGGGGGCCACACACCGAAAGUGCUCCCAGGACAAGGAGGAAGCAUGGGGUUGAAGAACGGGGCUGGCAAUGGUUCAAAGGGGAAAGGAAAGAGAGAGAGGAGCAUUUCAGCAGACUCCUUUGAACAGAGAGAUGCUGGAACUCCCAGUGAUGAAGCUGAAAUCAAAGAUCUUGCCUCCACUGAUCAUGCAAAAUCACAGGAUUCCCAGCUUUCAGCACACUCCAUGACUCCUUCAAAUGCCUCAGCCCCACGAUCUUCCACACCUUCCCAUGGUCAGGCUGCCACAUCAGAGCCAAGUAGCAUGCAGAAGACGCCAUCCAAAGUGGUUUAUGUCUUUUCAACUGAGAUGGCCAAUAAGGCUGCAGAAGCUGUGCUGAAGGGACAAGUUGAAACCAUUGUAUCUUUUCACAUUCAGAACAUCUCUAACAAGGCAGAGCGGAACACUUUACCAUUGAACACUCAGAUUCCACCACUCCGAAAUGAUACAAAGCCCCAGACUCAGUCACAGCUUCCUGUUCCCCAAGAGCAGACUCCACCGCAGAAUGCCAAAUUGCAGCAGACUCCACCCAUUCCAGUUCCAACACCAGCACCCAAAUCUACUGGCCCUCCUUGUCCUCUUGAUCAGGACAAUCCUGGGUUAGAAAAUAAAGUAAUGUCUGCAGGAAGUCCUGCAAACUCCACUCCUCUGCAAACUGAAGGAUUUGGGCAGACUUCAACCCCCAAUAAUCGAGCAGUAAGUCCAAUAUCUCAAGGGAGUAAUAGUUCCAGUGCAGACCCUAAAGGUCCAAACCAGCAGGUAUCUGGAGGGGACCCACAAAAUAUGGGUGAAAAUCCAGAUGGACUAUCACAAGAGCAGCUGGAACACAGAGAACGUUCACUGCAGACUCUACGAGAUAUUCAGCGCAUGCUUUUUCCAGAUGAGAAAGAGUUCACUGGAGGACAACCUGGUGGGCCUCAGCCAAAUUCAGGAGUACUGGAUGGACCCCAAAAGAAGUCUGACGGGCCAAUACAAGCGAUGAUGGCUCAGUCCCAAAGUUUAGGUAAAGGGCCAGGGCCCCGGACUGAAGGAGGGGUCCCCUUUGGCCCCCAAGGGCACAGAGACAUGCCUUUUUCACCAGAUGAAGUUGGGCCACCAUCCAUGAAUUCUCAACCUGGCCCUAUAGGACCAGACCACUUGGACCAUAUGACUCCUGAACAGGUGGCCUGGUUGAAGCUUCAACAAGAGUUCUAUGAGGAAAAGAGGAGGAAACAAGAACAGGUUGUACAGCAGUGCACCUUGCAGGAUAUGAUGGUUCACCAGCAUGGGCCUCGAGGGUUGGUCAGAGGUCCCCCACCACCAUAUCAGAUAACCCCCGGUGAGGGUUGGGGACCUGGUGGCCCAGAAGCCUUUGCUGAUGGCAUGACUAUGUCCCAUUCAUUGCCCCCAAGGGGCAUGGCACCCCAUCCCAAUGUGCCUGGCAGUCAGAUGCGUCUGCCUGGAUUUCCUGGAAUGAUAAACCCUGAAAUAGAGGGUCCCAAUGUCCCAAAUGCCACAACUAGACCUGGGCUUUCAGGCGUUCCUUGGCCAGAAGAUGUGCCAAAAAUUCCAGAUGGUCGGAACUUCCCUCCUGGUCAGGGGGUGUUCAGUGGUCCUGGUCGAGGGGAGCGGUUUCCAAAUCCUCAGGGCUUGCCGGAGGAUAUAUUUCAACAGCAGUUAGCUGAAAAACAGCUAGGACUUCCCCCUGGCAUGAGCAUAGAAGGGAUCAGGCCUGGAAUGGAAAUGAACCGGAUGAUUCCCCCUCAGAGACACAUGGAGCCUGGCAAUAACCCCAUAUUUCCACGUAUGCCAGUUGAAGGAUCAAUGAGUCCCUCCCGGGGAGACUUUGCAAAAGGAAUGCCACCUCAGAUGGCUUCUGGACGGGAUCUGGAAUUUGGGAUGGGUCCUGGUAGCAUGAAGGGGGACGUGAAUCUGAAUGUUAACAUGAGUUCUAAUCCACCAAUGAUACCUCAAAAGAUGAGGGAAGCUGGAGUAGGCCCAGAGGAGAUGAUGAAAAUGCACCCAGGUGUCUCGGAAAUGCUCCCCUCUCAGCAGAAAAUUGUUCCCUUUGGGGUGGGGGCGGGCGGCGGGUAAACCCCUGCUUUGAAGGCCAGUCUUCGGAAUCAUAGAGAACAAAUAGGGCCUGACCAAAGGACUAACAGCCGGCUUAGCCACAUGCCACCACUACCUCUGAACCCUGCCAGCAACCCAAACAGCCUCAACACAGCUCCUCCUGUUCAACGCAACCUUGGCCGCAAACCCUUGGACGUCUCUGGUGCCAGCCAGGUUCAUUCACCGGGUAUAAAUCCACUCAAAUCUCCUACAAUGCGCCAGGUCCAAUCUCCAAUGCUGGGUUCACCCUCUGGGAAUCUCAAAUCUCCUCAGACUCCAUCCCAACUGGCAGGGAUACUUGCAGGUCCAGCUGCUGCUGCAGCUUCAAUAAAAUCUCCCCCUGUAAUGGGGUCUGCUGCCGCUUCUCCUGUCCAUCUCAAGUCUCCAUCCCUCCCUGCACCUUCUCCAGGAUGGACUUCAUCUCCAAAGCCUCCGUUGCAGAGUCCUGGAAUCCCCCCUAACCACAAAGCGUCUCUUGCCAUGUCUUCACCAGCCAUGAUGGGGAAUGUGGAGUCAGGUGGUGCACCCCCUUCAACAGUUAGCCAAGCAGCUCCUGUGACCCUUCCUGGAAAUCUGCCUUCGAGCAGCCCAUACACAAUGCCUCCAGAACCUACCCUGUCUCAGAAUCCUCUCUCCAUCAUGAUGUCUCGGAUGUCCAAGUUUGCCAUGCCCAGCUCUACGCCGCUCUACCAUGAUGCUAUCAAGACUGUAGCCUCAUCAGAUGAUGACUCUCCUCCAGCACGUUCCCCAAACUUGCCACCAAUGAACAAUCUUUCCGGAAUGGGCAUUAACUCCCAGAAUCCUCGGGUUUCUGGUCCCAACCAGACAGGCCCAAUGUCAACACUUAGCCCAAUGGGAAUGACUCAACCUCUGUCUCAUAGUAACCAGAUGCCCUCUCCAAAUGCUAUGGGACCCAGUAUACCUCCUCAUGGUGUCCCUGUGGGACCUGGCCUGAUGUCACACAAUUCAAUGAUGGGCCACGGUUCUCAAGAUUCUCCAAUGGUACCUCAAGGACGCUUGGCCUUUCCACAGGGCUUUCCUCCAGUACAGUCCCCUCCACAGCAGGUACCAUUUCCCCAUAAUGGACCUAGUGGAGGGCAAGGCAACUUUCCAGCUGGAAUGACCUUCCAUGGUGAAGGACCUUUGGGGCGUCCCACCAAUAUGCCCCAAAGUUCAACGGAUCCAGCACUUUGCAAGUCUGGAGGUCCUGGGGGACCGGACUCUUUCACUGUUCUAGGAAACAACAUGCCUUCGGUUUUUACUGAUCCAGAGCUGCAGGAAGUAAUUCGCCCUGGAGCCACUGGAAUACCGGAAUUUGACCUGUCCAGGAUUAUUCCAUCAGAGAAGCCUAGCCAGACACUACAGUAUUUCCCUCGUGGGGAAGUGCCAGGCCGCAAGCAGCCACAGGGUGUUGGUCCUGGAUUUUCUCACAUGCAGGGAAUGAUGGGAGAACAGAAUCCAAGAAUGGGGCUGGCAUUACCUGGCAUGGGAGGCCCAGGGCCAGUGGGAACUCCUGACAUUCCUCUGGGAACAGCAUCAUCCAUGCCAGGCCAUAACCCAAUGAGACCGCCUGCAUUUCUGCAACAAGGCAUGAUGGGACCCCACCAUCGAAUGAUGUCACCAGCACAAACAGCAAUGCCUGGCCAGCCCACUCUAAUGAGCAAUCCAGUGGGUAUGAUUCCAGGCAAGGACCGAGCUCCUGCUGGGCUGUACAGCCACCCAGGACCUGUGGGUUCACCUGGCAUGAUGAUGUCAAUGCAGGGCAUGAUAGGCCCCCAACAGAACAUCAUGAUUCCUCCACAAAUGAGGCCCCGGGGUAUGGCUGCUGACGUAGGAAUGGGAGGAUUUAGCCAAGGCCCUGGGAACCCAGGGAACAUGAUGUUUUAAGCUGCUACAUAAGACUGGAUGGUUCUGAUCCUUCUUGAGAUGAGAUUCCAGAUCCCGGGGGCUGCCCGAGAGCUCCAGGAGCACAGUUUGCCAUGCAAUAGGUGAAAACAGACCAGAGGAUGCUUUGGGAAAUCUCGAAUGUAUGGAAUUACCUGAAAACAAAUGAAUUCAUUUUAACAGGUUGUUUUUUUAAGAUUUAUUUUUUAAAAAUUAUUUUUGUGUACUUGGGUAUCCUGUGAUGGCACCUGCUUUGAGAAUCUGUAGCUGUAUUUUGAGAAUUGCCAUUUGUCACGAGUUGCACCAUUCUCUGUAUGUUUACGUCCUUUGGACUAGCUUCUCCCAGGACUCUUGGUUAUUUUUGGGGGGUUAUUUUUGUGUACUGUACUAUAUUGUAAAAGGGAUUUUAGCAGAGACUUUAGUCUUUGGGGUGAGAGGCUGUUUACUUUUAGAUGGAAAAUCCAUCUUCAGAACUUUGGACUAUUUUCCUUCAACUCCAAUGUAUAGAAAAACCAAACUACGACCUCAGAGCAGAGUAUUAAUGAAAAGCACAAAAGGAACUUAAGUUCAAUGAGGGGGAAACUUUUAAAAGAAAUAAGUUAAGGACCUAUUUUUCAAAAUUAUGGAGUGCUGUCCAGCACCUUUUGUCUCUCCCUCCCACUCUUAAAAAAAAAAAAAAAUAUCUCGGUCCUCCCCAACCGUUACUGUCUCCUUCUCUGGCAGCUGCAAUACAUUGUAUUAUUUUGGGGAGUAAAUCUAGGAGAGCCACUUCUCAUGCUGGGAGUGUUGCCACUUUCAGGAAGAGGCUGGACUUGGACACUGUUACAUUCUACAGUAGUCUUGCUGUUUCUUAUUCUCCUUUUCUUAGAACCCCCCCAAGUGACUUUAUUAAUGUGGGAGUGGAACAGACACUAAAAGUUACCCUGACUUUUUUUGUGGCUAUUUUUUUUUCGUUCCCCAGCGUAAAACGUUCUCUGUGUAA